AUAGUGUCUGAGACCGUACCUGCCGCACUUCUUGCUCCUCCUGCAGAAAAGACUCCUGUGAAGAAAAAAGCUCUUAAGUCCAUCGUUGCCACGAAGCGCAAGGCAUCUGGGCCCCCGGUGUCGGAGCUGAUCACCAAGGCUGUCGCCGCUUCCAAGGACCUCAGUGGCGUGUCCUUGGCUGCGCUCAAGAAGGCACUCGCGGCCGCUGGCUACGAUGUAGAGAACAACAGCCGCAUCAAGUUAGGACUUAAGAGCUUGGUGACCAAAGGCACCCUGGUGCAGACCGAGGGUACUGGCGCCUCGGGUUCAUUUAAGCUCAACAAGAAGACAGCCAACGAGGCUAAGCCUAAGGUUAAGGAAGCAGGAGCAGCCAAACCUAAGAAGGCUGCUGCGGCAGCUAAGAAGCCCAAGAAGGCGACGGGCGCGGCUACCCCGAAAAAAAGCACUAGUAAGAUCCCCAAGAUGGUGAAGAAGGCAGUGACGACUUCCAGGGCCAAGAAAGUGGCCAAGAGCCCGAAAAAGCUGAAAACAGCCAAACCAAACAAGGUGGCUAAGAGCCCAGCCAAGGCCACAGCUCACAAGCCCAAGGUAGCCAAGCCUAAAGCAGGCAAGCCAAAAAAGCGGUCCCAAAAAAGUAAGAAAAUUAAACUAGCUGAGUACCUUAAAGGCUCUUUUCAGAGCCACCUAAAGAGCUCAGGAAAUGAGCUGUCGCACUCUAGAAGGGGGUGUGGCUGGGAGAAGGUUGCCAGUGAGGGGCGGGCCUCGGAGGAUGGCCUGAGAGAUGGGUCUUACGGAGCGCCUGCACCGAAAUGGGUAGGCGCUUUUUUUUGGAGUCUGUCUUAUCGGGGAUAGAAGGGCGGGGAAAUCGGUUUGGACAUUAAAGUUUACCUUGUCUCCGAUUCUGGAGCCCUGAGAAAAAUAGUUCAGUGGAG
This is a messenger RNA of Vicugna pacos (alpaca), 932 nucleotides long. The record is from RefSeq and is a predicted model, not a curated record. NCBI's taxonomy places the organism in Eukaryota, Metazoa, Chordata, Mammalia, Artiodactyla, Camelidae.